GCACCAUCUUGCGGCAGUAAGCGGGAGUACCUCAAAUGGGUUGCUUGGAUACAAGGCAACAAAUGAUUCAAUUGUGGCGUUGACAAAGUUGGAACAUGUUGCUUUAGUUAGGAACUUUACUUAAUAACUUUACCAAAUAUCAUUACUGCGUUAGAGGGGGAAAAUGUCAUUACCAGUUCAACAUGACCAACGGAAAGGAGCUGGUAAAAGUGCCUUUCCAGCUGAAGACCCCAACGAGACAAUCCAGUUCCCAGAUCUGCGUCAGAUUACCGUUUUAUCCAAGGCUGACUGGCUGAGGAUCCAGGAUGAAAUUAAUCACGUGGACAAGGAGAAGGAAGCAAUGAUGGAGGCCAUGAGGGAGAGGCAGGCCUUGCAUCUGAAAUCCAAACAGAUGGCCAAAUUGUGGCCUAACACACUUGCAUGUCAAAGACAGAAGAAGCUGGAGGCAAAAAAGAUCCGGGAGCAGAUUGAAGAGGAGAAAAGGAAACAGAUCGAUAUGGAAGAAGCCAAAUAUCGGGAAGAAAAGCGGAAAGAGGCGAUCGAGAAGGCAAAGGAGCAGCUCUACUAUGAAACGGGGCGAGUCAAAGGACUACACCGGGCACUCUUGCUAACAGAAGUUCUGAAGGAAAGAGAAGCCCAGAUAAAGUUGAAGCAAAGCAGGAAGAACACUUCUGAGGACCUCGAAAAAGAAUACAUACAGAUGGUGAAGACCAGAGAUGAUGAAGCUCUCCAAAAAGAGCAGGAACGAACGCAAAAGAAAAAAGAGGAGUGCAAAGUUUUUGCUGAAGAACUGGACAAGCAGAUUAAGGGAAAACAACUAGAACGAGAACGACAGAAGCAAGAGACAAAGAAAGACGGCGAGGAAAUCCAACGGCUUCAAGAGCUCCAUCAACGGGAGCAAGAAAUGGAGGAGCAGUCAAAAGUCGGGCAGAAGAUUGAUUUCAUGAAAGCUCAGCGGGAGCAUCUCACUCAAAGAGACAUUGCAAAGGCGGCCGAUGCGGAAAAACAGGAGGCGGAGGAAGCCCAAAGAAAACUGUUCCUUUCUGCAAAGGAGAAGAUGAUGAAGUUAAGACGGGAUAAAGAGAAGGAGUUGCUCAGAGAGGUCCAGAAUCGCAAAGAGAAGAUCAUGGAAAAACUGACAUUGGUUCAGCAAGAGGAGAAGCGGCAGAAGCAGCAAAGCGUUGCCAAGGCUGUCGCGGAGCAGGAUGCACAGAGGAUGCAGCAGGAAUGGGAGGAGGAGCAGAAGAGACUGAAAAUGAUGAAGUCAAUCGCAGCUCACAGGGAACAAGUGAUUCAAGAGAAAGAGCAAAAGGAACUAAUCAGAAAGGAGAAAGAAAAAGAAGCUCUUCAAGCGAAGAAAGAAGGUGACAGAAUAUUUGUUGAAGAACAGCAAAAGAAGGCCCAGAGCAUCCGGCAGAAGCUCCAGAAGAUUCAGGACUUUAACGCAAGCCAGAUGGCGGAGAGAAAAGCCCGGCAGCAUCAAGUAAGGCAAGCUGAGCACGAGUUUGAAGCCAAGAACAUGGAGCUCCUCGCUGAGGAGGAGCUCGGCUUUCAACAGUACUCAAGGGCUGUAGUCCAGGCAGCCGCCGCGGCUCAGCGCAGCGUGCUUCCACUCUACAAAGCCGUGAGGGAAGGGGUAACCGGGGUCCCCACCUUCACCGGAGCAAGACCUCGCUACCUCGUUCACGACAGCAGCGGUGCCGAAAUGCCCAAAUAUGUCUCAGACAAAACGCAGGAUAUUAAGAAGAUCCAUGAGGUUGUAGAUAUUGAAGAUGCAAAGAAGAGGUUGGGCUUUACGUGGUUAUAGUUUACUGGCUGAACUUGACAAUGUUGAUUAGACGAAUUUGAAACCUUAAUUUAUCUGGCGUGUUCUUCACUGUGGUGUGUCAAAUUCUGAAGAUAUUUUCACUGGAAUGUAUAAGAAGAGUGUUACCCUGCAUAGUUGACAUUUUUCUCCGAAUGGAAAAGUGCUGCUUUGGCGCCCUCUUGUGGCACCCAGUACUUUACAUUCACAGGAAGACUCGCUCGCUAUUUACCGAUGUAACUGUAUUUUGUGAGUGCUAAUAAUUGUAGUGGAACCUUGCAGCAAUAUUUUAAAAUCAAAAUGAUGUAUUUUAAUUCCAAUCUACAGAGAGGAGCUCCUACUUAGAGCAUUUCACAUAAGAUGAUUUUUAAGCUGACAUUACAGUUUACUCCGUUAAAAAGAAAAAACAAACAAAAUGACAAGAAUACAAAGACUAUGCGGUGUCAUUUAAAACGUCAAUGGGUGAAGAUAAAACCUCAAGGUGUGGAACAGGCAUGCAAAAAAAAUCUCUUUUGCUACUCCCCCAGAAAUGUUAAAUAAAAGUUUCAGUAGAAAAAAAAAA
Molecule: messenger RNA, 2366 nt
Organism: Syngnathus typhle (broad-nosed pipefish)
Lineage: Eukaryota; Metazoa; Chordata; Actinopteri; Syngnathiformes; Syngnathidae
Gene: cfap210
Product: cilia and flagella associated protein 210
Exons: 9
Coding region: 164-1807 (547 amino acids)
Source: RefSeq, a predicted model, not a curated record